AUGAAGUCGAUCACAUUUGCUCUUUUCAUAUUUUACCUCUUUGACCUACUGUUGUAUGUUCAAGCAUCUUCUGAAUACAGUUUAGUAAAGAGAGGUGGAGGUCAAAGCUCUCGACGCUCUCGACGUAAGUCGGAAGAGAGCUCUGUUCGAGACCAAACUGCCGCACUUCCUGGUUCUUCUAGUCUAGAAUGGGGUGAUCCGGAUGCAAUGGCUAGAAUGCCAUCUGACCCUAGUGAAUCAUUAAGCCCAAGUUCAAAAAGACGAGUAAAUAGAAGAAAGGCUUGGAGUGGUUCAAGUUACGAAACAAGUUCAGGUUCAACCGAUCAAAUGUCAAUUGCACGCGGAGAAUUGUCGAAAAAAGGGGACACGGCAAUGUCUAGAUAUCGUGCUAAGAAUGAAGUUGGAACGAGUGGAAAUCCUCCUGGAAUGCCAAACGAUUGGUCGAAAGGUGGAAUUGUAACUGCUCAGGAUGGAACUCAGCAAAGAUAUAUUCAUAUCCAAAAACCAAUUAAGCAUAAGAGUAAUUCGGUUUCAGAACAAUUAUAUUCUGGAAAGUAUCCACGUAAAGCAACUUAUCCUAAUCGAAACACAAAAGUGUGGCGAUUAAAAAAAAGUAACGAUGAUGCAGCUCAAUUGUUCACUGGUCGUAGCAAUCGAAAUCGCUUGAAAGAUAUUUAUGGUCCAGAAACAACCUAUGAAGAUCCUAAUCGACUACACUUUGGUAGACAAAGCAUGGAUUCCGCUAGAGCUACAAACCAAUUAAAGACUGCUAUGGACCUUCAUACACGUCAAGAUCAUGUCUUUAAGAAAAAAAGAAGAGCUUCAGAAACGCCGGAAGAACGUAAAGCUCGGAAAUGCAAGAAAAAACCGUCCGGUCAAAUUGUUUGUGAGCGUUGAAGAGAUAAUCCUGGAGUACGUUUUUGCUGGUCAAAAUUGUUGCUCAAGAGAUUCGUUGUGGUGGUACGUGUUUCGAUUGACUGCUGUCCCAAAUCCAGUAAAUUAAAUCUAGUGACCGCUAUUUCCCAUUACCAACCUAUUUCUUUUCUCAAUACAUGUCGAUUUAUUUUUCCCUGUGAAGAACGAUGCUGUGAUUGCAAUGUUGCAUAUAAUUGUGUGAGAAAACGAUCAGAGCUAUUCAUAAGAUCAUUC
Meira miltonrushii is the source of this 1149-nucleotide messenger RNA. RefSeq lists its product as uncharacterized. NCBI's taxonomy places the organism in Eukaryota, Fungi, Basidiomycota, Exobasidiomycetes, Exobasidiales, Brachybasidiaceae. The record is from RefSeq and is a predicted model, not a curated record. The coding region runs from base 1 to 897 and encodes 298 amino acids. The transcript has a single exon.